Messenger RNA from Sinocyclocheilus rhinocerous, 1364 nucleotides. It is a transcript of the gene gfi1ab, whose product is annotated as growth factor independent 1A transcription repressor b. Gene Ontology annotation, biological process: regulation of transcription by RNA polymerase II. Gene Ontology annotation, molecular function: RNA polymerase II cis-regulatory region sequence-specific DNA binding; DNA-binding transcription factor activity, RNA polymerase II-specific. The transcript is spliced from 6 exons. Lineage: Eukaryota; Metazoa; Chordata; Actinopteri; Cypriniformes; Cyprinidae. Bases 135 to 1328 code for a protein of 397 amino acids. The record is from RefSeq and is a predicted model, not a curated record.
ACAGACGCGCUGCUCAACCAAUGGUCUUCAAAUCUUUUCAGAGAUAAAAAAGCCGCCGCAUCCGUGGAUCUGACAGAUUGCCUGAUCUUCACUAAUGACUGAGGACAUAGCAGGAAGGAACCAGAGGAGACACAAUGCCUAGAUCUUUUUUGGUGAAGAGCAAAAAAGCCCACAGCUACCACCAGCCACGAUCUUUGGAGGAUGACUACAGCAGACUUGAUACUAUUUUAGCUCAUAUAUGUGCAGAAAGCAAAACUUCAGACGAGUCAGAGUGCUGUACGGAUGCCCUGACAGGCGACACGGCUGGCGCUUGUUCACCGGACUCUCACCUGGUGGAUCAAGCGGAUCUUUCUUCCAAGUCUCCUCUCAGCUGUGGCGGAAGCGUGUGCGACCGCUCCUCAGAUUACGAAGACUUCUGGCGACCUCCAUCACCAUCAGCAUCACCUGAGUCAGAAAAGUCCUUUUCACCCUCCGCUGAGGAAACACGGCCCUUCGCCGUCCCCUUCAGGCCUUACGCGUGGAGCAGGUACUCGGGAUGUGAAAUCAGACAGCUGGUACAGCAUACUCUCAACCAUCACCACUCUCUGGAUCUCGAGCGGCCUACUCCUCCAGCCUAUUACAAUGACCGCGUGGUCGAGUCCUCAAUGUUCACUGAAAGAGGAUCUGGCGCUAGCAUUUACAACAGUUAUAGUUCCACUGCCACCCUAUUCGAGCGCGCCACUGCCUCUGGACUUUAUGAUGAUAGCAACACACUGGGAAAAGGAACUGAGAUGAAAUCCAGCUCUGAUGUGAUGUGUAGUCGUCUCCUGCUGAAUGGCGCAUACAAAUGUAUCAAAUGCAGCAAGGUGUUUUCUACUCCACAUGGCUUGGAAGUUCACGUCCGGAGGUCGCAUAGUGGAACAAGACCUUUUGCUUGCGACAUCUGCGGGAAAACGUUUGGACACGCAGUCAGUCUGGAACAACACAGAGCUGUUCACUCACAGCAGAGAAGCUUUGAUUGUAAAAUCUGUGGGAAAAGUUUUAAAAGAUCAUCCACUUUGUCCACUCACCUCCUCAUACACUCCGAUACACGGCCCUAUCCGUGCCAGUACUGCGGAAAGAGAUUUCACCAGAAAUCAGAUAUGAAGAAACACACAUUCAUCCACACAGGGGAGAAGCCACACAAAUGUCAGGUGUGUGGGAAAGCUUUCAGUCAGAGCUCCAAUCUGAUAACACACAGUCGAAAACACACCGGAUUCAAGCCGUUUGGAUGUGACCGCUGCGGCAAAGGAUUCCAGCGCAAGGUCGAUUUAAGAAGACACAAGGAAACACAACACGGACUGAAGUGAGGAAACACUUCAGGACUUUACCCAACACUAUUGGAC